CUCUCUCACUCACUCUCUCUCUCUUUCUUUUGAAUAUGGCGAUCUCAUAGGAGGUUCCAUUCCCCUCGUUUCCAAUUUUAAUAUAACGAUAACAAUAUUCUGGAUGUCUGGGUUCACGAUUCAUAAAGAAACAGAAAAGAAAGGCAAAACCCAGUUCCUGAAAGGAUUGCCAUUAAUUUCUCGGCGUGGAAGAAGAAGGGAGAAGGGGAGCUCUUCAGCGAAUUUAGAUCCCGGCAAAUCUCAUUCCUCGAUACGUCCCAUGGGAUCAGAGCGGAUGGAGAUGCGCAAGCGGCAGAUGUCCGUGCAGCAGGAGCCUGUGAGCUCGGCACAGACACAGCAGGGCCCUGGGAACAGAGGCCCCAAUGCCUGCUGCUUCUGCUGGUGCUGCUGCUGUAGCUGCUCAUGUCUUACUGUUAGGAAUGAAGAAGGAGAUGAAAGGUCCAGAAGAGCAUCCCAUGAAAUCAGAACUGAUGACACCCUCAACUGUGAAGAAAGUGCAAAGCCUACUGUGGAAGAUGUGCGAUCCUGGGGACAGUCUUUUGACAAGCUGAUGAAAAAUCCUGCUGGCCGUAACACAUUCCGUGAAUUUUUACGAACAGAAUUUAGCGAAGAGAAUAUGCUAUUUUGGCUAGCUUGUGAGGACCUUAAAAAGGAAAACAAUAAGAGUGUUAUAGAAGAGAAAGCACGACUAAUAUAUGAAGACUACAUUUCAAUUCUUUCACCAAAAGAGGUUAGCCUUGAUUCAAGAGUACGUGAAGUGAUCAACAGGAAUAUGCUGGAGCCCACAUCGCAUACAUUUGAUGACGCACAGCUACAGAUUUAUACCCUAAUGCACAGAGACUCAUAUCCCCGGUUCAUGAACUCUUCGGUCUAUAAGAAUCUUCUCCAGACCAUAUCAGAACCUCCCUCAGAGUCUUAGUAAUAUUUCCUUUUUCUUAACGUAUAGAGCAUAGUAAUUCAUUGGGGGGCCCAAGAGCCUCUGUACAGGGACUUUAGAUUUAUAAAGUAGGAUGUGCACCUGAAAGUAAUACUCAGGCUUAUUUUACUAUGAACUUCAGAGUCUCAAACCCUGGAGAGGGCUCAACAUCAGAAGCCAAAUGCUGCUUCAGAUCAAGUUAGGAAGAAACUACAAAAUAUAAAUCAAGAAUAAAGUCAGAUAUUUCAAAAAACAAAAAACAAAGAGUAUGUAGUUGUUUUUUUACAACAGUCAAACACAGUACUCAAAGACAAGAGCUACAACUGAGGAAGUGCCUUGACUUUUCCUUUCUGACAUUAACUGGCUUACAUAAACUGAGCCUCCUGCAACAUUCACAAGUUGUCCUGGCCAGCAAUGGCAGCUCAAGGUGGUACUUCCACUUGUCUUGGAGUAUACUUACUUGAUAUAAUGGUAUGUGCGCAUAGUGCUAAUGAGAACAAUAUUGAUCAACCUCACGUUAUCUAAGCCAAUGGCUUGGACUAUACUGCCUAAAACAUGUUUUAUGGUUGUUGUUAAAUUUAUUAUUUUAAUAUCAGAGUUUACCUAAAAAAAUGAAAGAGAAAGGAAAAAAAAAUAUUUAAUAUUGAGUCAAUGUUUAUAAUGUUUCCUUUUAAAGAUUUUUUUCAGUUUUAUUUUGCAGAAGAAAUAACAGACAAUGUGGGCAUUUAAAGUCUUUUAAACAACAAUAAAGCACAAGAAUUUUA
This is a messenger RNA of Polypterus senegalus (gray bichir), 1680 nucleotides long. RefSeq names its product regulator of G-protein signaling 20-like. The transcript is spliced from 5 exons. The record is from RefSeq and is a predicted model, not a curated record. The coding region runs from base 104 to 919 and encodes 271 amino acids. Lineage: Eukaryota; Metazoa; Chordata; Cladistia; Polypteriformes; Polypteridae.